Odocoileus virginianus texanus is the source of this 3655-nucleotide messenger RNA. NCBI's taxonomy places the organism in Eukaryota, Metazoa, Chordata, Mammalia, Artiodactyla, Cervidae. The record is from RefSeq and is a predicted model, not a curated record.
UAUUCCUCGUCAGUUUCUAGACUUUCUAGAAGACCCUUCUCAUGGAGGUGCCCUGGAACCAGCGCAGCAUCUAGAGGCUAAGAGACCUCAAGGGCUGUCUGCCCGCUCCUCGUGGCCUGUGGCCCAUUUGGACUUGUCUGGCCUUCCCUGGGGGGCUCUUUUUCUUGAUGUGGGAUUAGGAGUCGACCUAAGGUUGAAACACUCCAAAGCAGCUUGGAGAUCUGUGGCUGAAGGCUGUGUGGCCGGGGAGGCGGCCUCUAGGAGCUGGGUCUCCCUGGAGGGGCCGCUCUGGUGCUUUGUAACCUGCCUCUCCUCUUCUCCCAGCUGUGACCCUGCUGCCCAGCUGCCACUCCCUGUGUCCUCCAGCAGGCCUGGCAUCGCGCUCACCCCUGGGCUGACCUUCUCCGCAGUGCCAGUGGCCUGCCACGCCCAUGUUUGCCUGUUCAGUGCUGGAACAGUGGUCCCCUCCAGGCUGGAUCUGGAAACCUUAGCAGACCUCAGGAGUUGGAACCAGGGCCCCAACGUGCACUGGAAUUUAGGGAUGUGGGGCAGAGUGUGGCACAGAGUCUUCCUCCUGGACUUAUGUUGGGACCACUGCGGCUCCCUGGUGGGCUGUCCUCCCUAGCAGGGUGUGGUCUUCUGCUUCCCCGGUCGGGAGUCACAUCCCUCCCUGUGACUGCAAUAUGUAUGAAAAGAGCGGGUUCUGGCUGGGGAGAGAACCUCCCGAAACCACUGUCCUUUAUCUGAGAGUGCUAGUCUGCACUUUGACCCAUCUCACUGCUAGCCACAUCCACGCUAUCUGUCCCCUCAGCAAGCCAGAUUAUCUGGCCAUGAAAGCCCCAGGAAUAUGAGCUGUGGGGCCAUGAGGUUGAGACGGGGCAGGAUGAGCUCGUAGGACACGUGACAGCUUGAGCUGGGGCAGCAGGACAUGGAGUGAGGCCGCUGCGUCUCUGCACGGGAAGAAUGAUUAGAUCCCUGGGCACGUCAGUGUCCUCUGCCCACUGCCCACACCAAUGUCCCAGGGCCUGGAGGACAGUGUGGGCGCUGGCAGGAAUAGGGAGGAGGGGGGAAGGCAGAGGCCGGCUCUGGACUUCACAGGCGCUCCUGGCUACCAGUAUCUCUCACUCCUGUGGUCUGACUCUUCCUUUUCUGACAGUUUCAGGAGCUGUUGGCCAGAGGAAGUGGCCGGGCCGUGGGAUGCGGAGAGCCACAGGCUGACUCCUGGACAGCGGAACAGAGAGUGCUGCCAACAGACGGACGGUAUGUUCAUGCAGGUUGAAGAGCUCUCGCCUCCCAGAAUGACCAGUGCAGCCCCUGCUAAGAAGCCCUACCGUAAGGCACCACCCGAGCAUCGUGAGCUGCGGCUGGAAAGUCCUGGCUCCCGGCUCGAGCAGGAGGAGCCGCUUACUGACGCGGAGAGGAUGAAGCUUUUGCAGCAGGAAAACGAGGAGCUCCGCCGGCGCCUGGCCUCGGCCACCAGGCGAACUGAGGCUCUGGAGCGCGAGCUGGAGAUCGGGCAGGACUGCCUGGAGCUGGAGUUGGGCCAGAGCCGGGAGGAGCUGGACAAGUUUAAGGACAAGUUCCGCAGGCUGCAGAACAGCUACACGGCUUCCCAGAGGACCAACCAGGAGCUGGAGGACAAGCUGCACACGCUGGCCUCUCUUAGCCACAGCUGGAUUUUUGCAAUUAAGAAGGCUGAGAUGGACAGGAAGACGCUGGACUGGGAGAUUGUGGAGCUGACCAACAAGCUGCUGGAUGCCAGGAAUACCAUCAACAAGCUGGAGGAGCUCAAUGAGCGGUACCGGCUGGACUGCAACCUGGCCGUGCAGCUGCUCAAGUGCAACAAGUCCCACUUCCGUAACCACAAGUUUGCUGAUCUGCCCUAUGAGCUGCAGGACAUGGUUCGAAAACACCUGCACAGUGGUCAGGAGGCCGCCAGCCCGGGGCCUGCCCCCGGCUUGGCCCCUGGGGCUGUGGUGCCCACCUCGGUCAUUGCCCGUGUGCUGGAGAAGCCAGAGUCUCUCCUGCUCAAUUCAGCCCAGUCAGGCAGCGCUGGGCACCCCUUGGCUGAGGAUGUCUUCGUGCAUGUGGAUAUGAGUGGGGGUGACCCGGGUGACUCAGCUAGCCCCCCAGCCCCGAGCAGCCCCAGCCCCCAACCCAAUGGGGAGUGCCAUUCCCUGGGCACUGUAGGGGGCUCCCCGGAGGAGGAGCUACCCCUGCCGGCCUUUGAGAAGCUGAGCCCCUACCCAGCCCCAUCCCCGCCACACCCACUGUAUUCUGGCCGCAGGGUGAUUGAGUUCUCUGAGGAUAAGGUGCGGAUCCCCCGCAACAGCCCCCUGCCCAAUUGCACGUAUGCCACCCGCCAGGCCAUCUCCCUGAGCCUGGUGGAGGAGGGCAGUGAGCGGGCCCGCCCCAGCCCGGCACCUAGCAGCCCUGCCUCGGCCCAGGCCUCCCCCCAGCACCAGCCCCGCCCCGCUCCGCCGGUGCUCAGUGCCCCGGCCAGCUCUGCCAGCUCCGAGGAGGACCUGCUGGCCAGCUGGCAGCGGGCGUUUGUGGACCGCGCUCCGCCCCCGGCCGCUGUGGCCCAGCGCACAGCCUUCGGCCGGGAUGCACUCCCUGAGCUGCAGCGCCACUUCGCCCUUGGGCCUGCUGGUGGAGAUGAGGAGGUGCAGGCACCAUCGUCCCCACCUGGUGAAAGCGGGCUGCUGCUGCCGCUCGAAGCUGACCCUGGCUUUCCCAGGGGGGAGGAUGAAGAAGAGCUGAAUCUGCCCAUCAGCCCAGAGGAGGAGCGCCAGAGCCUGCUGCCCAGUAAUGCUGGCACGGAGGAGGGGCCCGGCACACCUCGCGCUGAGGGCAGGGUGUGGGCACUGCCCAGCUCCAGCCGCCCCCAGCGAAGCCCCAAGAGGAUGGGGGUGCACCAUCUGCACCGCAAGGACAGCCUGACGCAGGCCCAGGAGCAGGGCACCCUGCUGCACUAGUGCCCGCCUCGCCUUCUUGCCGCUGCUGCACAGGGACUGCAGGGCGCUCCUGCCCUUGCAGCUCAGGGUCUCCGCCCAGCCCAGGCCCUUGACCUCUGCUCCCUGCGCGAACAGGGUCAGGCCGCACCAGGCCUUUCAGCUGCAUUGACUAACUGGUAUCAGCUGGCCUCGUGGUUUUUCCCUCCUGGAAUAUUUAUUCUCCAAUGGUAACGUGCAGCUGGGGCUCAUGACCUUUCUUCCAGUCAGCUCAAAUCGGUCUGUUCUGGGGAGCUGAGGCCUUUAUUACAUCAGUGUUUAUCCUCCUUCCUCCUUUUAUAGCCACCAGUUUUUUUUUCCCCCCGAGUGUAAGGGGUCAUUGGGAUUAUUAACCUCUAGUUAAUAGUUCUAGUUUUUGACCGGUUUCUCUCUCCUUCAAUCCCCUGCACGAGCUGUUGCCUUCACGGGGUCUAGCACAGCAGGCCCUCAGGGUGCGGGAGAGGACUGACUCAGGGCUCCUCAGCUGUUUCCUCCUCCCUCUGGGAGGGAGAAGAGGGUGGGAUUCAGGGGCCUUAAACUGGGCUCUAGGUGAAGCCUGGCCCCACUCCCAGCCUUGGCUCUAGACUGUUACUCCCAGCACUGGGAAAUUUUCACAUCGGUAACUAUUUUAAAAUUAAAUAAAACUAUUUUACUGGAAUGGC